GCCCCUGGGGCGCUCGCACUGGGCACGCGCGGCGCGUUUCGACCCCCUGGCUGGGCGCCACGGAAGGAGCGCCUCUUCCAGCCGGUCUCGGAGCCCCCGCUCCCGUGCCGGAAGCAGGAGCCGUUGGAGCCGCCGCUUGGGUGACGGUGAGACGCAAACAUGACCGAAGAGAGCGCUGAAGAGGAGGAGGAGGAGGACGACGACGCGAAGAAGAAGAAAAAGAAAAAGAAGAAGAAGAGCAAGUCCAAGAAGAAGAAGAAGAGCAAGUCUAAAAAGAAAAAGAAGAGCAAGUCCAAAAAGAAAAAGGGGAGCAAGUCCAAAAAGAAAAAGGGAAGUAAGAGUAAGAAAAAGAAGAAAGGAAGCAAGAGUAAGAAGAAGAAAGGAAGCAAGUCCAAGAAGAAGAAAGGAAGCAAGUCCAAGAAGAAGAAAGGGAGUAAGUCUAAAAGGAAAAAGGGCAAGUCCAAGAAAGGAAAGAAGGGUGGUGACGCAGAUGCCACUGAGAGCAAGAGCCCGAGCCCAACGCAGAGCGGCGCGGCAACACCGGGCGCCACCAGUCCCCGCCGAGGAGCCGCCGCCGGUGCGGCAGGCACUGCAGGGGGAGCCUAUGGGGCAGCAGGAGCCUAUGGGGCAGCGGGAGGAGCAUAUGGAGCAUCGGGAGGAUACGGAGCAUCGGGAGGAUACGGAACACCGGGAGGAUACGGAACACCGCGAGCGUACGGAGCUCCCGGACCGUACGGCGCGUAUAGCCCUGGAACGUACGGCCGUCCGAUGAUGCAGGCGAGUGACAUCAGCAUCUCCUCAAUCGGCGGACCCAGGCCAGCGUUGCGCCAGACGUACCGCGUGCGACGCGGUGGUGCCUCUUCGAUCUCGAUACCGUCCAAGGAAGGCGGUGGCAUAGUGGUGGAUGUCAAGUACCGCAGAAAGAAAAGGCCCUUCGGCUCUUUCGGGACGCCCACCGGCUCGUACUCGUCGUCGCAGAUGGCUCUGGCGCCCGAUUCGAUGUUAUACGAUGACAUGCGUUACAUACCCAACGCAAUGUUCUACGGCGAUUCGUCCGACAGCUACUCGGACAUGCUGUCCAGCCGCUCCUUCGAAGACAGCUACUUUGACGAUGGAUACUCGAGCUACCCGCCUGCCGACCUGUUGUACUCACAGGGCGAGGGGCCCCUCGAUAGCUUGGCGUUUCCACAGCAGACCGGCGAUGGUCCCGGGAUAUCCAUGCUUCCACCCACCAUUCAAGUUCACUUGCAACCACCGGCGGAGCCCAUGUCUGUGGACUUGCGGGUCUCGAUGUCCAAGGAGCGACUGCUUGGUCUGGGACAGCAGCAGAUGUCGCAGCCCGCCAAUAUACAGCCGCUACAGAUGCACCUGACGUCAUUACCGCAACAGUAUCUUGGUCUGUCAGACAAAUCUCAGCCAACCUUUCAGCAGAUAUGCCAAACGGGCCGAUCGCCCAUGGACAUGACACGAAUGGAAGUGCAAAAUCUCGGCGCUCAAGUGACCAUCCAUCCUCAAGUACCGAUAGAGCAACAGAUACAGAUACAGCAGCCGCCCUCGUAUCUCUUUCAACAAUCAUCGCAUUCGUCGGCCCUUCUGGAACAACAAAUGGCGCAGGCGCAGGCAUCGCAGUUACUCUUGCAACAGCAGCAACAACAGCAACAGCUGCAACAGCUACAACAGCUUGAGGCACAGAGAUCCGCACAGCUCCAGCAAAUGCAACAGUAUACCCAGUACCCUCAGUACUCCCAGUACCCUGAGGCAUCGAUGCAAAUGAGUCCCAAUCUGUCUGCGCCCAUGAUGCCUCCUCAAGGAGUAGGAACGCGAGGCUCACCGCGCAUUCAAGUGGACGUGUCCACCAGCGGAUCAGCCUCAGCCGACUCUGGGGGAAUUGGAAUCGUGCACGGUCGAAUUAGAAGGUUGCGCCGUGGCGGUUAUGGAAGCCCGCCGGUAUUUCCUGCUCCUGGUUACGGGACACCGCCACCGAGAAGUUACAGCAGCCCUUCACCACGGACUCUGAUGCCUGGUUAUGGAACUCCGCCUCCGAGGCCGCCUAUUUUGCGCCGUAGAGCACCGUCUCCCAUGGCGCAGUAUUCGCAACCGUUUCCAUCGCCUUCAUAUAUUGCCGUACAGUCGGCUUCGUUUACGGCCCCGCCGUCGCCGCCUCCGCCGCACUACCACCCGGUGUACAAGUCACCUUCGGAUCCACUGCAAGCAUAUUUGCCUCCCGUCAUGCGUCGCCCACGUUCCCCACCACCUGCGCCCCCUGCGACGCCCGCCAACGCUAAUUUCAACAACCCGCUACAAGCGUCCGUGUCGGUGUCUUCGUACCGCAUUCGGCGGCCCCGCCAAGUGUCUUCAAUGCCGUCGUACCCAAUGAUGUCUCCCAGUGUUUCCAUGAUGGCAUCGCCUCCAGCAUCACCCAUGCCUCCCAUGUCGCCCAUGUCGUCGCCAAUGCAAUCGCCUUAUCAAUCUCCAUAUCAAUCUCCCAUGCAAUCCCCCAUGGUUUCUCCAUCACCGUCUAUGAUCAUGCCUCCCACGAUGCCUUCACCGUCCUUUUCCAUGAUGCCUCCCAUGAUGCCAUCACCGUCGGCUUCAAUGAUGUAUCCCAUGCAGAUUCCGUCUCCUGUGCAAUCUAUCGUUAUGCAGCCCCCUCCUCCGCCGCCGAUGCCGUCCCCUUCGUUCAUUCCCUAUCCGAUGCCUGGCCCCAUGAUGCCAUCGCCUUCGAUUAUGGUUAACACUGUGGCACCUCCAGCAAUGUCGUCGCCUCCCGUUAUCGUCAUGCAACCGCCGCCCAGCCCCAUGAUGUUACCGCCAAUGCAGUCACCCAUGAUGCAACCACCCAUGAUGCAAUCGCCGAUGAUGUCGCCGAUGAUGUCGCCGAUGAUGUCGCCGAUGAUGAUGGGGCCGCAGAUGAUGGGACCACAGAUGAUGGGGCCAAUGAUGGGACCCCAGAUGAUGGGCUCUAUGAUGCCUUGUCCGCAGCCCUCCAAGUCCAACUCGGAGAAGGUGUUCUGCAAGAUUGAGCGCUACGGCGGCUCGUGGUCUGGUAGCGACGAUGACUACUACGAAGGCGGGGAUGGUUACCGCCGAAGGGGCAGGCGACGCAGCCGGGGCAAGCGCAGGCGCUCGCGACGCAGCUCGUAUUCGCCCACCGAGUCGAGCAUGCCGCAAAACGCGUCGCUUUACAGUGUGCCCUCGGCGCCGGCCUUCCUGGGACCCAUGCAGCAGCAGCAGCAGCAACAGGUCUACCAGAUGCAGCCGAUGAUGGGCACGCCGCAGCACGCCGCACCCGCGGCCGGCCUGGCGGCUUCUGCACCGCAGCCGCCGUACAUCACCGACAUCUCCAACGACCACCGGGACCUCGACGCCAUCGAGAAGGCCAUGAAGAAGAUGUACAUAGAGCGGUACCCGAGCGAGAACGAGAGGCAGUCGCUAUUCCCCGAGCGUUCACUGAUCAUCAUUCUGGCUCUCAUCUUUAUCUUCGUUAUCGUGGUCGUCGUGAUUGCCGUCAUGGGCUCCUCGCGUCCCGGGUUCCUGCACCCCGCGACGCAGCCCCUACCGACGAUAAAGACCGAGGCCCCGCCCACAACCGCGGCUGCCUCGACCACAGCAGCAGCUGCUAAGACGACGGGAAAGUCGUUGCUGGCAUAGCGCGUGGGCCUUGUUGGUUGAAAUCGGUCGAUCUUCGCGACUAGCUCCUGCAUCCUGCGGCAUGCAUUAAAGUUGAAGCAGGGUCAAAAGCUGGCUUCCGUUUGUUUGUUUUUGCACGUAGCCUGGUCAAACUUGGUGAAAAUUAACAUUGUUUUACAAGAUGUACAGAGUUUUCAAGAAGCGAGUACGCGUUACUCAUUUGUGCACAGGUGAAUAAAGUUUGUAGCGCACACUUUCA
This is a messenger RNA of Dermacentor andersoni, 3889 nucleotides long. RefSeq lists its product as uncharacterized. The record is from RefSeq and is a predicted model, not a curated record. Gene Ontology annotation, biological process: nuclear polyadenylation-dependent snRNA catabolic process; nuclear polyadenylation-dependent CUT catabolic process; nuclear mRNA surveillance of mRNA 3'-end processing. Gene Ontology annotation, cellular component: TRAMP complex; nucleosome. Gene Ontology annotation, molecular function: DNA binding; structural constituent of chromatin; RNA binding. Lineage: Eukaryota; Metazoa; Arthropoda; Arachnida; Ixodida; Ixodidae.